UUCCGUUUCGUUACCCCAGCAACACGUCGUGUUAAAUCAAUUGAGUAACCCACAAAAUCUCUCAUACAAAAACACAGGCAAAUUCCCAUACAUAACCAAAGGACCUGGCAUACCAACGACGACGACGACAGGUAAUUCACAAACCAAGUCUGACUCCUUAAGGCUAUCGAGAUGAUUGCCAAGAGCAGCGAUGGGUCACAGCACCGCGGACGAAAGGUGCGGAACAGUGUGGUCAUGUCCAAAUCGCUUCUCAAAGGACAAGCGCCAGGUGGUGGCCGAUGAUUCGGAUACCACCGAGGUGGAGUCCGACACGGAUGAGGAGGACCGCUGGAAGGAGGUGGCACGAGCCGCUGAAAUUCCGGCAGACUAUUACAACAUCCAGAAGCUGGUGAAGUACAUCAAGGCGGGCAAUCAGACAGCCACUAUAGUAUCGCUGUGCUGCUUGAAGGACUACGAUCUGAGCACUCAGAUCAAUCAGUUCGCCAUCUCGGACAUCGGUGGACUCGAUGUCCUGGUCAAUAUACUGGAGUGCAGCGACACCAAGUGCUGUUUGGGCGCCCUCACGGUCCUCUCCGACAUCACCCUGAACAUUGAUAUACGAAAGACUAUAGUGGAUCUCGAUGGGAUUCCAUUGAUAGUGGACAUUCUGAACUCUUCGAUGAAGGAUCUAAAGACCAUGGCUGCUGAAACACUGGCAAAUGUGUGCAAGGUGAGAUUGGCGAGGAAAUAUGUACGCACCUGUGGGGAUCCCAAGCUAGUGGACCUCAUCGACAUUAAAUUGAGCAUUCUGAAGACCCCGCGUGAUCAAUUGAAUGCCGAUGAUCUAGAGUCCCUGGACAUGACCCGAGCUGGUGCCCGGGCCCUGUUCACUUUGGCCGAUUCCAAGCACAACAUGGAGCAGAUGAGAAAGAGUGGUAUUGUCCCACUAAUGGCCCAGCUCCUUAAAUCCUGUCACAUUGAUGUUGUUAUCCCCAUAAUGGGUACAGUGAGAAAGUGCUCCUCGGAACCGAAAUUCCAGUUGGCCAUCACCACAGAGGGCAUGAUCCCCGAUAUUGUCACCCAUUUGGGUUCGGAGAAUACAGAACUCAAGAUGGAGGGCAGUACGGCGAUCUACAAGUGUGCCUUCGAUGCCAACACCAGGGAAUUGGUGAGGGAAGCUGGUGGAUUGGAACCCCUGGUGACGAUCAUAAAGGAUAAGAACAUGAGGGACAAUAAGCCCCUCUUGAGGGGAGCCACUGGUGCCAUUUGGAUGUCUGCUGUGACCGAUGCCAAUGUCAAGGUCUUGGAUCAAUUGAGGACGGUCAAUCAUUUGGUAGCCUUGCUGAAUGAUGAAUGCGAUGAGGUGCUGACCAAUGUAACAGGAGCCUUGUCCGAAUGCGUGAGGUUCCAGAGCAACCGGGAGCAGCUGCGACAGGCCGGAGGAUUGCCAUCCAUGGUGGCCCUGCUCAACAGUUCCCAUGCUCCGCUCUUGGAGAAUUUGGCCAAGGCCUUGAAGGAAUGCGCCGAGGAUCCGCAGAGCAUGAGAAUUCUAGAAGAUCUCGAUGCAGUUCGACUUAUUUUCCUUUUGAAGAACACCAGCACCAGGGUUCAAGCACAUGCCGCCUAUGCCAUAUGUCCCUGUGUCAGGAAUGCCACUGAUUCCGCUGAACUGGUGAGGAGUCUAGUUGGAGCCAUGGAACUGGUGGUGGGUUUGCUAAAGUCCAAGGAUAUCAUGGUUCUCUCAGCCGUGUGUGCAGCCAUAGCCACAAUUGCCCAGGAUCACACUAAUCUGGCAAUUCUGAGCGAUCUCCGAGUGAUCUACAAACUGGCAGACCUUGUCCAGACCACGGAUGAUCUGCUGCGAAUGAAUCUGGCAGCUGCUGUUGCCGCCUGUGCCAGCUUUGGCAAUAAUACCGAGGAGCUGGGACGCCUGCGCACUGUGACCCCCAUAGUCACCUACAUGACCAGCGAUAAUCCUUUGGUGCAUCGCAGCACGGCCAUGGCCCUGGAGAAACUAUCGAUGGAUCCGCAGAACUGCAUUACCAUGCACCAGAGUGGUGUGGUUCCCUUCCUGCUGGAGUGCAUUGGCUCCACCAAUAAGGAGCUCCAGUUGGCCGCCGCCGGCUGCCUGCGGAACAUCCGAGAGCGCCUGCGUGCCGAAGAGUAUCUGCUUAAAAUUGACGAUGAUUAGAUGGAAAUGUAGCCCUGGAUGCUCCAUUUUCCGAUUGUUUAUGUUAUAUAGUUAAUGUUCGCGCAAA
Molecule: messenger RNA, 2237 nt
Organism: Drosophila serrata
Lineage: Eukaryota; Metazoa; Arthropoda; Insecta; Diptera; Drosophilidae
Gene: gudu
Product: Armadillo repeat-containing protein gudu
Molecular function (GO): protein binding
Source: RefSeq, a predicted model, not a curated record